CUAAAGCUUGACGUGGCAUCAUCAGUAGCGCAGCUAGCGCUUGUCAGUCUCCGCCUUUAUCGGUCCCGUGCGGCGUAAAGUCUCUUUUAUGGGUUUUAUCCUCCAUUAAUACACCGCACCAAACAUGUUUACGUUCUCGGAACUUGUCGUGCUCCUCUGCGCGCUUUCUUACACGGCGAGCGGCUAUUUUGUGAGCAUAGACGCGCACGCGGAGGAGUGUUUCUAUGAGCGCGUGAACUCGGGCACGAAGAUGGGCCUGAUGUUUGAGGUCGCCGAGGGAGGAUUUCUGGACAUCGACGUGGAGAUAACCGGUCCAGACGGGAAGCAGAUCUAUAAAGGAGACCGCGAGUCCAGUGGGAAAUAUUCUGUAGCCGCCCAUAUGGACGGCACCUACAAGUUCUGCUUCAGCAACAAGAUGUCCACCAUGACCCCAAAGAUUGUGAUGUUCACCAUCGACAUCGGCGAGGCGCCCAAAGGACAGGACAUGGAGACAGAGGGAGGUGGUGACAGCUGGGAUGCUCAUCAGAAUAAGCUGGAGGAGAUGAUCAACGAGCUGGCGGUCGCCAUGACAGCGGUCAAACAUGAGCAGGAAUACAUGGAGGUCCGAGAGAGAAUACACCGUGCAAUCAAUGACAACACGAACAGCAGGGUGGUGCUCUGGUCCUUCUUCGAGGCUCUGGUGCUGGUGGCCAUGACCCUCGGACAGAUUUACUACCUGAAGAGAUUCUUUGAAGUGCGGAGAGUCGUAUGAAAACCCUCAACAUAAACACAUUGAGUCCGUGAUUUACCAGUUUCUCGAAUUGGACGUCCAAUUCAACAGAGAUCAGAAGAACUUGGUUGUUCGCUAGUCCACCAGUCAUUUUGUUUUUAUUUGCCCCAGUUGUGUAGAUCUCUUCAUUUCUUUGUUUUGGUAAAGGGUGCAAGUUCGGUUAUGAAUUGUUAAUUAAUUGAUUUUGUUUUAGCCCAACUUGUGUAAUUUUAUUUGGAACAGGCAUCUUUUAUUUAAUUUUUUGCUUGGUGUUUUUUCUCCAGUACUGUUACAGCAGCACAUUACUACAAGAAUGAAGUAAAGGUGAUGUUAUGGUGUUGCCCCAAUGAAAGAACUUGCUUUUGGAUUGUAUGAAAUAGCAUGAUUAUGCUAUAACAAAGCCAUUGUUGUGAGAGAAUGGGAAGUCAGUAAUCACUGACGUAAAUCAAGACGAAUGUCACGGCAAACACAUUUCAUGCCAUAUUCACAGCUCAUUAUCACAUUUAGUUAUGCCAACAACCUCCAUGGCACAUAUUUAAACCUGAUGCUGGUAAAGUGGUAAAAAUGACUGCUUGCAGAUUUUCUGGUGUAUUUUUAAAUGUUUAGGCAGGGUAGGCCCAAUUUCUUUUUCUUCUCUCUAUCUUCAGUUUCUUCAUGGGGGGGGGAGUACUUUAUGUAGUUUUGUACUGUUUUUGUUGUCUUAACCACCUCUUAUAAAUAAAAUGCAAAUUUAUUUGGCUAAGACUACUGGGAAACUGAUGAUAAAACUGUAAACUUCUGAAGUUCAAUGAAUAUGUAUGUCAAAUAUGAAUUUGAUUUAAUAAACCUGAAACAUGUUCUUAAAA
Messenger RNA from Pimephales promelas (fathead minnow), 1593 nucleotides. The record is from RefSeq and is a predicted model, not a curated record. NCBI's taxonomy places the organism in Eukaryota, Metazoa, Chordata, Actinopteri, Cypriniformes, Leuciscidae.